AGUAUAUGAAUAAGAAGACAUAAUGAACCUUUUUGAGCAAAGGUUUUAUCCGGCCCGCGGGAUUAGUUUGCUCAGUAUAAAAAUUUACCAGACAAUUUUGAAUGAAAGAAACUGCUGUUCUAAAUGUGUCCACUGAAUGUCGCAAUAACAAUUCUUUGUAUCUUUGUAGGCAGCACGGUGGAAGAGGGUUUAGUGCGUCUGCCUCACAAUACGAAGGUCCUGAGUAGUCGAUCUGUGAAGCGCUGCCAGGGGACGUGGACCCGGUGACUGGGCUGCAUGAUUCAGCAGAAUAAAUGGUGUGCUGGAUGCUCACCAGUAGCCGUCCUCCUGUCCCACGUCAAUCAGCUCCUCCGUGUCCGACUCCUCGGAGCUGUAGUCGUGGGGUCUCUUCAUCUCGCCGGCCCUGGACGAGGAGGAACUGUCGCACGGCCGAUGCUCUUGUUCUUCUUCCUCUCUGGUGGCGGAGGGCGCCACGCUGAAGAUUUGCCACCCGCCGGUCCCGUCUCCUCCUUAUAAGACGCCUUCUGCUUGAUUGCCGCGCUGUAUGAACGGAACAGAAUUGGGGAACUUUUGCAGGAUCGCCGUGCAGAGGAGCCUCCAGACGGAAGUCGUAAAAGAAAAAGUGGCAACAAAACAGAAUGCCCACUGAAGUCUAGACAUGGAGGUGCCUUACUACCUACCCAAAUUACUUUUUGAGCUCAACGAGCAGCGCAAGCGAGGCUUCUUCUGUGACUGCAGCAUCCUGGUCGAGGGCCGCGUCUUCAAGGCACACCGGAACGUUCUGUUUGCAGGAAGCGGUUACUUCCGGGCUCUUUUGGUUCACUAUUUACAGGACAGCGGACAGCGCCACAGCACGGCGUCAUUAGACAUCGUCACGGCCGACGCCUUCUCCAUCAUCUUAGACUUCCUCUACUCGGGCCGCCUCAGCCUGAGCAGCAGCAACGUCAUCGAGGUGAUGUCAGCGGCCAGCUACUUGCAGAUGACCGACCUGGUGAACCUCUGCAAAGGCUACAUCCGCUCGUCUUUGGAAAUAUGCAACAAAGGCAAAGAGGCCAAAACGGAGGUGGAGAACGCGGAGGAGGGAAGGUACAGACUGGCGGACAGCGGCACUUCUGCUGUGACAAACCUCAGCAGUGGCGGGACUGCGGACCCUCGCUCGCAGGGUACGGAAGCACAUGGAGCGUCAAUAAACUCGACUCAAAGGCCUUUGUCCACCCACGAGGACACCCCUGCCGGCCCAAGCAAAGACUACCAGUCUGGGGAGGAAAGACCAAAAGCGCACCUGGAUCACGCGAACCACUCCUCCUCUUCAUGUUCUGCUCUGACGCCAGAGUUAGUGCACCCCAAGAUAGAGUACGACCCCGAUGAGGAGCUUUUAGAGUCCCCCGACAGUAAAGACCUGGCUUCAUAUCCUGGACCAUCUCUUCUUCACCAAAGCAAACAAGUUCCCCCAAGCACCAGCUUCUCCACUGAGCGCUCCUUCACAGGCUCCUCCCUGAGCGGCAGGCAGCCCAUGGAGAUGCAGGUCAAGGGGGAAGGCUCUAAGCUGGAGCGAGGUGGUCUGCGACUUUCCCAAGGAGCACGGGGAGCUUCCAGAAUGGAGGACGGUUUAGGUUUUGUUGGCUCAUCCGUGAUGGAGAUCCAGUCCGAUUGGCUCGGGGAGGACACGGGAGACAACUUGCUGGUGCCGGUCAAACUCCACAAGUGCCCGUUCUGUCCGUACACGGCCAAGCAGAAAGGUAUCAUGAAGAGACACAUUCGCUGCCACACGGGCGAGAGACCCUUCCCUUGUCCCAUGUGUGGCAAGAGGUUCACCAGGCAGGAGCACCUUCGCACCCACGCCGUCAGCGUGCACAGGCACGACCUGCCUGUGUCGUGCAAGAGCUGCAGGCGCGUCUUCACCGGCUCCACCGUCUCCCCCGGCCUGAGACGCUACGGCAUCUGCGACAGCUGCAACUGCGUGACCACCACGCACACCGACUCCACGUCGGCCCACGCUGCCGGCCUGGCCGAGCCCAUGGAGCGCGGCGACGGCGGCACCGACUGGUCCAGUUUCAUGGACGACGUGGACGAGGUGGAGGUGGGCCGGGUGGAGGACUUGGUGGAGAAACAGAUGCUGGAAAAGCACCUUGGUGCCUGCAACAACGUAGGUCACACACUGAAGUCCGAAGGGAACUUUUAUGAUUAAUCGUUGAACUUUAUUCAUUCUUAUAUAUACAUAUAUAUAUAAACAUACAGCUUUGUGUCUCUUUGACAUAAUAUCCAUUUUUGAGCGAUGCAGAGUGUGGGUACCUCUGCCUCAGUCAAGAGAUUCCAUCGGAACAUUUGUGUGUGGAGUUUGCACGUUCUCCCUCUGAUAAAACAUGCCAAUUAGAGACUCCUAAUUGUCCAUUGUCUGAAUGUGAUGUGUUCAGUACAUUGCCCCAAGUCUGUCACCUUCAUUUUCUAUUUCAUUUACAUAAUAUUACUAAGUCCCUCACUGGCAAACCUUGUAUUAACUAUAAUUGGUGACACAAGCGUCGUGGGUUCUAUUCCCGUCUAGUCCAUGGAUUAUUUAUUUGAUUUUUAAAUUGAUUUAAUAGUGAUAUGUGAUGAAAAUAAAUUAAAAAAUCAAUUUUUACCCAU
Messenger RNA from Nerophis lumbriciformis (worm pipefish), 2625 nucleotides. NCBI's taxonomy places the organism in Eukaryota, Metazoa, Chordata, Actinopteri, Syngnathiformes, Syngnathidae. The record is from RefSeq and is a predicted model, not a curated record.